Molecule: messenger RNA, 1585 nt
Organism: Dermatophagoides pteronyssinus (European house dust mite)
Lineage: Eukaryota; Metazoa; Arthropoda; Arachnida; Sarcoptiformes; Pyroglyphidae
Product: alpha-tocopherol transfer protein-like
Cellular component (GO): membrane
Molecular function (GO): phosphatidylinositol bisphosphate binding
Source: RefSeq, a predicted model, not a curated record
UCGGAUCGUUUUUCUUUUUUUUACUUUACUCUUUUUUGUUUGGUUGUUCUGCUCGAUUCUAUUCAUAGUUUUGUUUUUGUUUGUUUUUGUGUUUGGUAAAUGAUCACGAAUUGAACGUUUGAGUUCCGGAUGAGAAAUAAAAUGGAUAAAGUUAAACCUAUAGGUGCCAAUCAUCCGAUGCCCAUUUCAAAUAAUGAUAAUUUAUUGAUUGAAAAUGAAUCAGAUAUUAUUAUGGAACCGAUAAUCAAUAAAACAACAACGACAACAACAUUUGCUACCAGAUUGACUCCAGAAUUAAUAAUGCGAGCCGAAAUGGAAGUUAAUGAAAAAGAUGCAUGGCGUCUUCGAGAUAUCGAAGCAUUACGUGAAAUGAUUCAAGGUGAACCUUCGUUAAAAUGUCGACAGGAUGAUGCAUUUUUGUUACGAUUUCUUCGUGCUCGACGUUUCGAUUAUGAUGGAGCAUUUCGAUUGAUUUGUGAUUAUCUUACAUUAAAAUGUCGACAUCAAGAAUUGUUUAUGCCAAUCGAACAAUUGAAAUGUGUAUUUGAUGAUAAUACAAUGACCGUAUUGGAUGAUAGAUCCAAUCAAGAUGAGACCAUAUUUCUAUUACGACUUGGUCAAUGGUCACCACGAAGAUUUAGUUUUGAUCAAGUAAUUGCUGCAGCCAUAAUGAGUAUGGAAUAUGUUAUUCGUGAUGAAGUAACACAAAUAAAUGGUAUUAUCUGUGUGAUUGAUAUGGCUGGAUUUGGUUGGAGUCAACUACGUAAAUUUGGUCCUAGUCAAGCAAAAAAAAUUGUUCAUAUUAUGGAUAAAUGUUUACCCAUUCGAAUCAAAACAAUAUACGUAAUCAAUGAAUCAACAUUAGCCGAUAUUGGUUUUGCUAUAAUGCGACCAUUCACUAGUGAAGAAUUACAUGAUAAGAUUAUAUUUUUAGGUUCAAAUUAUAGUCAGAUUCUUCAUCAGAAUAUAUCAUCAGAAAUUCUUCCUAAUCAAUUCAAUGGUCGAUGUGGUUCGAUGAAUAGCGAUUCAUGGUACAAAAAGCUAUGUUUAUUCGAUAAAGAAAUGAAACAUAAUUUCUUUGCUUAUGGAUUUAUUGAUGAUAAUAAUAUGAUAAUCGAUUUACGAGGUGAUCGAUGUACAAGUGCAAAUAUUUGUCGCAGUAAUAAUCAUUCAAAUUCGGGUAAUUAUAUUGCAACAGGAGCUGAUAUGAAAACUAUAUUUCGUAAAUCACAAACAUGUAAUGGCUAUCUUUUUGAUUAUUACAAUACAACAACUAGUAUCGACUAGUAUCUUCUUUAAUCAUUUUCUUAUCCCGAAAUUCCCACCACCAGUAUUACUAAUUAUAAUACUAUUAAUAAGCAAAUUAUCUUUUAUCAAUGAUCCUUGUAUUGAUUUGAUAUUUUUUUCAAUCCUCAAUCCCACCAAUAAAUGUCUGUAUAAUAAAGUUUUUUCAAUGAAAAAAGAUUCAUUUGUAUCUGGGAUUUCAUCCAUCGAUCGAUCAGAAAAUAAUUCAAUUCUAUAGUGGAUUUUUUUUCGGAUUUUUAACUAUCAAAUAAUAAUUUUUUUAUUAAAAGAAAAAAUUACA